Messenger RNA from Lathyrus oleraceus (garden pea), 1424 nucleotides. Its product is annotated as heme oxygenase 1, chloroplastic. The record is from RefSeq and is a predicted model, not a curated record. The transcript has 4 exons. Gene Ontology annotation, molecular function: heme oxygenase (decyclizing) activity. Lineage: Eukaryota; Viridiplantae; Streptophyta; Magnoliopsida; Fabales; Fabaceae. Gene Ontology annotation, biological process: phytochromobilin biosynthetic process; heme oxidation. The coding region runs from base 353 to 1204 and encodes 283 amino acids.
UAUUCUUUGUAAUCCUUUGGUAUUAGAAACCCUCUCUUCAAUGAAAGGAGAAGGCAGACACAAAACACAAGUCCUCAGACUGAACACCGCCACCCCCUGCUGCUUGCUUAAAACAAACCAUUUCAUUCAAACACUUAUCCUCAACAUCAUCAAUCAACCACCAUUAUUAUUUUAAUACACCACCUUUAUUUUUAAUUUAUUAUUAUUUUCCUUAUAAGGUCGCAUUUUCUUCAACGUUACUUCUAGGUUACUGCAUCAACCUCUCACAUCUCCAAUAUUAAUUUAUUCUCAGUUUCGCAUUCUAUCAAACACCCUCCGUGCACUCAACUCUCUCUGCUUUCUCCCCCAAUCCAUGGCGUCACCAACACCAACAGCUCUUUACCAAAUCCAUUCCCUUUUUCUCUAUAAAACCAAUCACCCUCAACUCUCUCUUUCACAAACUCAAUCAUUUCGUUCCAAUUUUUUCUUUCAAAGGAAGUUAUCAUUCGAGCUGCCCAGGAUGCCAAGGAAAGAAACCGUUAUUGUCUCGGCGACCACGUCGGAAAAGAAGCGUCAUCCCGGUGAGGCCAAGGGGUUCGUGGAGGAGAUGAGGUUUGUGGCUAUGAGGUUACAUACCAAAGACCAGGCUAAGGAAGGUGAGAAAGAAGUUAAAAAGCCGGAAGAGAGAGCCGUGACGAAGUGGGAACCUACUGUUGAUGGUUACUUGAGGUUCCUUGUUGAUAGCAAGAUUGUUUAUGAUACUCUCGAGAAGAUUGUUCAAGAUGCUGCUUAUCCUUACUAUGCUGAAUUCAAAAAUACCGGAUUGGAAAGGUCUGCAAGUUUGGACAAGGAUUUGGAGUGGUUCAAGGAGCAAGGUUAUACCAUUCCGGAACCUUCAUCUCCUGGUCUUACCUAUGCGGUAUAUCUUACAGAUUUGUCUCAGAACGACCCCCAGGCCUUCAUUUGCCACUUUUACAACAUCUAUUUUGCACAUUCAGCUGGUGGUCGAAUGAUUGGGAAGAAGAUUGCUAGUCAGUUACUUAACAACCAGGCUUUGGAGUUCUAUAAAUGGGAUGGUGACCUUUCGCAGAUGUUGCAGAACGUGAGAGACAAACUGAAUAAAGUUGCCGAAGAAUGGUCUCGAGAAGAGAAGAAUCAUUGUCUGGAAGAAACAGAGAAGUCAUUCAAGUUAUCUGGAGAGAUUCUGCGUCUAAUACUAUCCUGAUACUCUGGCCCCAACUCUAUGUAAUUAUGUGUGUUGAAAGUGCAUGGUGGAAGCCAAUGCUAAUAACAUUGUUGCUUUACAUAAAUAUUAGGUGUUUGAUCUCUGAAUGGAUUUUAGAGAAUGUGGUUCUGAUCUUUGAAGUAAAAUCUAUUUUAGAGAUAUAAUUCUGAUGUUGUGUCUAUGCUCCAAAAUCAGGAUAAUAGUUCUUCAGAUUUCAUCA